This is a messenger RNA of Arabidopsis thaliana (thale cress), 8023 nucleotides long. RefSeq names its product ribosome 60S biogenesis amino-terminal protein. Lineage: Eukaryota; Viridiplantae; Streptophyta; Magnoliopsida; Brassicales; Brassicaceae. Bases 156 to 7880 code for a protein of 2574 amino acids. The record is from RefSeq and is marked reviewed. The transcript is spliced from 16 exons.
GGGUUGACCAAAAAAAUCGAUACGAACCGGUCGGGAUUGGUUUGGGAUUGAGAUGCCUGAUUUCGAACUCUCAGCGUCGCCGAUAUGUUUUGUCCUGUUAAACCCUAAAACUAAAACCCCGCGAAGAGAGAAGAGUUCUCUGUAGUGUUCUUUUGAUGGCGGAAUCAAUAUCAUCAGACUUGGAAGAUCAAGGAAUGGUGGUGGACGGAGGGAAUAGAGAUGUUGAGGUAGGAAAAAUUCCAGUGAUGGCUUUCAGACCAUCCCACGAAGCUAAGCUUAGAGAAUUGUUGCAUAAUAUUUGCUUACAUGAGAUUAAGCUAUGCUCUGAUGCUGCAAAAGAAUUUGUUAAGUUACUGAAGGGAGAAACCGGUGGCGAUUUGUUGCGUCUUUAUUUCCAGAGCUCACCAAACUUUGCUGAGCUUCUUGAGGCAUGGAAGCUUCGACAUGAAAAACAAGGAUUGUCCUAUAUAUUCUCGCUUAUCCAGACGAUUUUGAGUCAUCCAGAGGGAAAAGAUAGAUCAACUGAUAUUGGAAGAGCUAUUGACCAGUUUGGUAGGUUACUUGUUGAAGAAAAAUUGGAUGAUAUUUACAAAGAAUUGAACAGCAAAGAGGGAAAACAACAGUCUGCUGCACUUUCAUUGUUAGCUUCGAUUGUUAGACGUGGUCCAGGAAUGGCAUCAGAGAUAGCUAAGAAGUUUGAUUUUAAGGGUUUUGCAAAACUAGCAGAGUAUAAUACGCAAGGGACUGAAAAGGUUAAGAAACACUCAACAAGGAAGGCAUUUGUUGGAUUUGCAAUAUCAUUCCUUGAAGUUGGGAAGCCUGGAUUGUUAAGCUCAGUGUUAAAUAAGAAGGAAAUGUACUCGAAAGUCCUGCCAGGCCUUGGGAAAGAUGAUGAUGACACUGUGGCUUCUGUCUUGUCUACGUUAAAGGAUAAGAUCCUUGUUGAAGAAUCAUUAAUUUCUCCUGGUCUAAGGAGUGUUCUUUUUGGAAUUGUGACGCUAAAGCAUCUAGCCAGCAUUUCAGCAAGAGAGGAUGCUGGGAUUGUGAAUGAGUUGGCCCAUGAUGUUCUUGUUAAAGUUUGCACAGACCCCUCUAAUGGAUUGAUGCCAGAUGCAAAGAGAAAGUUGAGAGGCAAUUCUGACAGACUACUAAUGCUCAUGAAGGGGUUGAGAGCAGCAGAAAUUGGUUAUCACAGGGAUUUGCUUCUAGCCAUUGUUAGGGGUAGACCGUCGUUAGCUUCAGAUUUCUUGGACGAGUUUCCAUACAAUGUGGAAGAUUUUUCAUCACCAUCCUGGUUUUCUUCUAUUUCCUUGGCAGCAAAUUUGGUAUCGUCAGUAAGAACUUCAUGUUCUUUUGACUUUCUCAAUCCAGAUCAACGUGCUACACCUCCUUCUGGUGGCUCAGAUGUUCAGACUAUCAUGAAAUGCAUAUGCCCCCGACCAUUUAGCCGGUCACUGAUCACUAAAGGGAUGCUACAUUCUGAUUUUCUUGUGAAACAUGGGACCUUGAGAUUUCUCUUGGAGACGCUGAGGCUGUUGGAUUCGUUUCUUACUGCUUGGAACCUUUGUUCAUCUCAUAGAUGCUCGGUUGAGCAAAUUCAGAUUUCUCUUGAGCGGAACGUCAUGGGUGAAGUGAGCAGUUUUUUUCCAGAUUCCCAGGUGUUAUUGAUUGUACUGAAGUCUCUGGACGGUUCUAGUGGAACUCAAAAGCUGUCAUUGAAGAGAGAAGCAGAGUUGGAUAGUGGAUUAGUAGGAAGAAAAAAACGCAUUAAGCGAUCGGAGAAGGAUGUUUUGGAAGAAGAGGCUGUUGAUAUUGUCAUUGGUGGGGUAGGUUCUGAUAAAGAUAUCUUUUUGGCUGAGGAUAAUAUGGAUGCUCAUAUGACAGAUCAGGAAGAUGCUGAAAAAGAAUAUCUUGGGAUUGUUUCAGAUAUUUGGAUUUCAGAGCUUUGUUCUAACCCUAUUGAUUCGGUCGAAGAAGCAGAGAUGUGUUUUCACAUAAAGCUUCUGGAUGCCCUCAAGAUUUAUGUGCGUGCUGUACCUAAUGAGCUUGAAGGAUCGUUUGAUAUCUUCAUGAAAUUUCUGAGCAAUUCUUUCGGUAUGCCAGUUGAACUGCAGAGGGCUCUCUUGUCUUUGCUAAGUGAGUACAUCAGUUGGACGCCAAAGUCUCAAAGUGACAGAGGUCCUACAAGAAUUCCACCACUUAUGCACAAGCAUUUGCGUGUGUUCAUUAAUUUGUUACUUUUUUCACCACACAACGGGGUGAAGGAUCUAGCGUACAAUUUAGCAGUGGCAGCUAUGAACAGUACUGGUGCAUUUGAAAACAACCCAAGUGAAAUUGGUGCAUGGUUCUUGUUUCUACCAUGUUUUGAAAAGAUUAAAUUACCUCUUGAGCUUCAGGAGGCUGUACAGAGCAUGUCAUCAGUUGUCGUGUCCUUUUUAUGUGAUGCAGUUUCGACUGUUGGAAAUAAUUUAUUCAAGCACUGGGACAUUGUCAGAAGUAGCUUGUCCCAUUUAAAAGGUGUAUCAAUUGGUUUUAGCCCCCUAAUUAUUUGUCUACUACAGAAGUGUGUGAGGCUACUAAAUUCUGAAUCUAAAACGUCUUUACCAGAGAAGUCAGCAAUAUCUCUGUACGUCUGCAGCACACUGAAAUAUCUUUUGCAAACUCAGGUAGAUUCCAAAUUACUCUCAUGUUUGAUCCAGUCAGUUUUAUCUGAGGUGGUUGAUGAAUCGAAGGAUUCUUUAUGCGAAUGGAGGCCAUUGAGAAUGUUACUUUGUUUCUCACAAUCCCUGUCAAACGAAAAACCUAUCAUCUUGCAUUCCAGAAGGACAACGGGUCUACCUGCUGACAGUUCUUUUGCAGAGACUCUUGAUGAGAUCAAAAGACUAGUUAGAAGCAUUUCUCCGGAUGAAAUUGCAGGAAUAGUUAAAGCGUUUUCUUCUGCAUUGAUAUGUGCAACACCUGAAUCGAUCUUGCAAAAUUUUGCUUCUGUGAUGGAUGUUUCUUGGGCCUUUUAUGGAACACCAUUCUCAUUUUUACAGUCCAUCACCUUUCUAGAGGAAAAUUUCCUUGGAAACCUUUCAAAGCUAUCGCCUGACUUGUUUGCUUCAGGUUCAGAAUUUACUGGGUCAGGGAAUCUGUGUGAAGGAACAGUAGAUAGUGAGAUUGAUUUUUCUGGCCACUCAUCCGUAACUGAAGAAAUCAGAAGUAAGAUGGACAAUCGUGAUAUGGAAUCUUCAGCCUUCUCUAUAUUCUUAAAGCAGGCUCCUUUUCCUGUAUUACUUAACGCAAUUAUGAGCAUGGAUAUAUCUUGCUUACCAGAGUUUCCAAGAAUAUCAGAGCUAUUGCUGCUAAAAGUUUCACAGCCUAAAAGUGGUAGUAUUGACUCCAAUAUUCAAUUAAUACUGUUCUGGCUCUUUCAAAUACGAUCAUCUUACAAGGUUCAACCAGCUCCAGUACUUCAUCAACUCUCUGAGAUCUGCUUACGUCUCAUGAAGAACUUGUUCUCUCAAAUAUCAGAACCGGAGCUUGUUUCUGGACCCUCUUCAAAUAAGUUGCCUGCUUCUUUUGCAAAGUGGAAGCAUCAAGUGGCCGAGACAGUUCUUUGCCACCCAGUUGUGAUGGCACUGUUAGAGAGUCCCUUGGAUUGUGGCACAUUACCUCCAGUGCAGAAUGUUGAGAUUUUUUCAGAAACAUCGCUGACAAUGGGCAGGCUAGUAUUUAGUGAAAUAGAUCAACACAUCCUUAAUCUAUUGGUUUCUACUUGUGAACACUUUUUGUUUGAUGAGAAACCCCCCAAUCUGUGGAAAGAGGACCUCAGGAAAAAUAAGUCAAUUAUAGCGUUUAAGGACUUGGUUGAAAGGCUUCUCUUGGAAUUUAGGGUCAAGUUUGAGCUUUGUGUUGGUUCUCAAAGUUACGUUUCUCUUCUCCAACCAGCACAAUUGAUUCAUGCUUUGUUGAGAUUUAUAUCACCUUUUAAACUUUUUAAUAUUGCUCAUUCCAUGUUGAGUAAAAUUGAUGAGGAAGGAUUAACAAGCCCAAAUUCAAGUAUUAUUCUCAGUUUGGGAUUGGGUAUUGCAGGUGGAGCUUUUGAAAUGCUUGUAUUAUAUUCACACCAGCCGACUGCUAAGAGAGGGGUAUAUGAUUUGCUGUGGGAAUUAGAAGAAAAGAAUUAUGCCAGUAACAUCAUUGAGAAAGUAUAUAGCAUGGCAUGCAAGUUUUCUACCUCUCUUGAUUUGGAUUCAGCAGAUAUUUGUUUGCUUAAAGUUUGUGGUGGUAUUUUCAGGGGAAAACAUAAUCAAAAUUAUGCUGUUGACCCGUUGGUCUUGAAAAUUUCACUGAUUGUUGGAAGAACCCCUGAAGACUUGAUUAUCCAUUGCAUUAACCGGGCAAGCAUAACCAGAGCCAAGAUAUUAUUCUACCUUGUGGAGUCCAGUCCCUUGCAUCUGUUAGUCUUUGGACACUUUUUCUUUAGUAUGCUAAGUAAGAAACAGGAUGACUCUGCUCUUACAGAUGAUCAGUUUAUCAUGCUUCUGCCUGCUGUGCUAUCGUAUCUGACAUCAGUUAUUGCAAAACUCGAGAAGCCUUGUAAUAGAUGUUUGGAUAUAACUUCAGUUUAUUCAAAUAUACUAAUAAAUGGUUUUCUUCAGUGGCCGAGGUUUUUGGCUAGGUGCAUCUUUGAAGAGAAGCAUGAAGAGAUUCUUCUGUCAACGACUGAGGAUAUGGAAACUAUGUUUAAUGCGAGUCUUAUUGGGAAGGCAGUACGUAUGUUUCAAUACCACUUUUCCUUGACUGAAAGUCCAACUAAAGAAGAUGAUCUCUUUAAGGUAUUUAAUUCCAUGUUUCCUCUCAGUAGUACUGGCAAGGAGAUGUUGGAUUACGAGAUAAAGGAAGUGGACGUUCAGUCAGUAGACCAAAUAUUAAAUGUUGCUAUCCGUGUGGUUGCAAAAGUAACAGUUUCAAGGAUUUGUUUGUUUCCUGAGGAUAGCAGUAUGUGUCAUCUCAAACGUGCAGCAGGUACUUGUGUGAAGGAAAGUUCUUCAAAAAUUGGAUGCAAUAGAGCAAUUUUAUCAAAGCCGUUGCUAGAUGCUUUAGUUAAUAGUUGGCAAUGUGUUGUCAAGAAAUCUGAUGGAUCUUUUAAAGGGAAUUAUGAAGGAAAACAAGACAGAUGUUGGUCCUUGUGCAAAAGUCUUGAAAACUUCAUUUUGAGAAGUAUUCUACAGUUUUUGGAAAGCAUGUGUGAGGAGCUUGUUCAAUUGGAUUCUCUUCCCUUCCUGGACAGAUUGAUGAAAUCAGUUCUUCUCUAUAGAUUUGAGGACUCGAAGACACUGAAGAUACUGAGAGAAAUUUUCUCCUUAUUGUCUAGAGGGAAGUACUCAUAUGCACCAUAUAUCCAACGCUUAAUAUAUCACUCUCGGUUUACACCAACUAUCAGUUCUCUCUCCAUAUCAUCCUCAAAUACUGGUGAAUUAUUCAGGCCUGUCUCCAGCAUCCUAAAUCAUCUUAUCAUCUUAAGUCCGGAUUCUGUCAGAGUUAAAAGGUGUUGUCUUGAAGCACCUAAGUAUGCAAAGCAGUUAGAAAUUGUCAAAAUUCUCAGAGUGCUGCUCUCCAAUUGUGGAAAAGAUUCAGGAAUGAAAGAGCUGCUUUCAGAUCUACACUUUCUUCUUUUGUGUUCUUAUGGUGCAACUCUGAGAGAAAUCGACUUGGAGAUCUACAAGCUGAUGCAUGAUAUCAAGUUGAUUGAGGCCGAACAGACACUGAAUGUUUCUGAAACAGAUUAUUUGUGGGGUAAAGCUGCCUUGAAAAUAAGAGAGGGACUCUCUCAGGAUGCAUCUGAUGUUUGUCAAGUUGAUUUAGUGGAAGAUGUCCGGCAGGGUCUUAUUAAAGAGAAUCUUUGUGUUGAUCCCAAAAUCUGUGCUCUAACUGUUUUGUUUUUUCCUUAUCAACGUACUACAGAGAAAUCGGAGAAUUUUUACCUAUAUGAUGAUCCAAUAAAUGAGGUACCCGUCUUUAGUUUUAAUUUUCAACUCAUUGUCCUGGGUUACAUUGAACCUGUGGAAUUCGCCAGCUUAGGCUUGCUUGCAGUUGCAUUUGUGAGCAUGUCUUCAGCAGAUCUUGGGAUGAGAAAAUUGGGCUAUGAAACUCUUCAAAUAUUUCUGGAUGCCCUUGAGAUGGGAAAAGAUAUUGUAGAGGGAAAUAUUUUGGCCUUCCCUAUCUGCACAGAGGACUUUAAUUGGUUUUGCAAAGGUUUAAUGAAUUGUAGGAAGAACAAGCAUGUAACAGGGCUUAGGCUUCUGCUAAUGUAUGUACAAAAUGGAGUUGAGGAACCAUGGCAAAGAAUCCCAACUGUUUCUGCUAUUUUUGCUGCUGAGACAUCUAUGAUAUUGUUGGAUCCUUCUCACGAACAUUAUGUUCCCAUAAAUAAACUUUUGAAGAGCUCAUCUACACUGAAACUGAGGGGAAUACCAUUGUUUCAUGAUUUUUUCUGGAGCAGCGCUGUUAACUUUAGAUCGCAGAGGUUUUGGGAACUACGCCUAGUGUAUCUGGGCUUGAAAUCAGAUGAUGAUGUUCAAAUUUACAUUAAAAACUCAAUCCUUGAGACAGUGAUUAGUUUUUCCUCAUCUCCUCUUGCUGAUGAUGAAACUAAAAGACUAAUCCUUCAGGUUGUGAGGAAGUCAGUCAAAUUCCAUAAGAUAGCCCGACAUCUAGUUGAAAACUGUGGUCUGUUUUCAUGGUGUUCGUCGUUUAUUUCAAAUUUUACUACAAAGCCGAUUGGAGACAAAGAUCUGCACUUGGUAGUUGUCUUGGAGAUCAUAACUGAUGUUCUCGCCUCCAGAAACAUUACAGAGUGGUUGCAACGAUUUGGCCUCGAAGGGCUAAUGGAAAUCUCAUCGCGUUUAUACAAACUUUUAGGUGGUGGCUUGGUAUCAGUACAAGAAAAUGGUACUUCAGUUGAUUUGAUUUUGCAGAUACUAUCUGCUACUCUAAAGAUUUCACAGAAACGAAACAUGUACCAGCCACAUUUCACCAUCACAAUCGAGGGAAUAUUCCAACUCUUUGAGGGUGUUGCUAAUUUUGGUUCUCCUCAAGUCGAAGCUAGUGCAGAGAGUGGGCUUAUUACUAUAUUAAUGAGCACCCCGCCAGUUGACAUAUUAUGCAUGGACGUGGACAAGCUGAGAAGGUUUCUUUUGUGGGGAACCUCCACAGCAUUAAAGAGUGACUUUAAAAAGGGAUCUAAACCUAGUGAGUCUCAUGAAGAUACAAAAAUACUCAUUGAAGGACCACAAGAGGAGACUAUGGUAGCAAAGUUUCUACGCUGGCUGUCGGCUUCAGUUAUUCUUGGGAAGUCUUAUUCUAAAGCCAGUGAUUCGGACCCAACAUUCUUAAGUAAAACAAAACCAGAAACUUUGCUGACAUCGUUAGAAUACUUUAAGAAAAGGAAUCUCGAAGACAGCAUGCAAAAUUCAGAGCACAUAAUAGGGGAAGUAAUUGUGCACCUCCAACAGUUCCUGAGUACAAACUACAUGUUUCUUCUUCCCUCUGUUGUAUUUGCACUUUCUCUCAUGCUUCUUCACAAUGACCUCGGGACUGGAGAGUCUGAUGGCGAUUACAAGCUCAUCAAAUCUCUGUGUUCUAAAAUUAGUAGUCCUCCUGAGGCUAUUCCGGGCUGGAGAUGGUCAUAUUAUCAAGCGUGGAGGGAUCUGUCAUCGGAACAAGCCACAGAUCUGGAUAAGAUCAAUGAACUCCAUGCGUGCCAACACCUUUUGCUGAUAUUCUCUGCUAUGCUUGGAGAAACGCCACAGGAAUCUCAACAGGUGUUGCUUCGUAAAAGUUUUGACAUGUCUCAUGUAUUCGAAUGGGAAAGAAGUUUAGUUGAGACCUAGACACUAGUCAUUGUAUUGCAGGAUUGUAUCAUCCAGAUCUAUCAAUUUUGUAAUAUUAAUGACAUGAGUUGUUGGGUUUUGUUGUAUCAAUGAGAUAUGUUAUGUGAGUCAGAGUCCAUAUAAAUCAGGGUAUCUCGCCGCAG